AUGGCAGCAUCGCCGCCCUCGACCGCCGCUCAAGGGGCCACCACCCUGGCUCUCUCUCUGCUCGCCCUCGUCAUCUGGUCCAUCGCCAGUCUCGACACCUCUCACGUCGGCGGAAGCAAUGACGACCACAUUUACGACCAAAACUACCAGCAGUCCGAUGGAAAAGCUACUUCCGACGAUGCCGUCCAAAUCUCUUGGACCCUAAAAAACCAUAACGGCUCCAUCACCGUACCCGCCUUUUUUCCCAGCCUCGUCCACCUCGACCUCAUUCGGGCCGGCAUCAUCCAGCAGCCCAGCGUCGGCCUCAACGAGGGCAUCUAUCGCUGGAUAAUCGACGAGCCCGCAUGGACCUACACGGCAGACCUCUCGUCGCUCGUCGCUCGCCACGCUCACCACUACGACCACUUCCACCUCUACUUUCAGGGCCUCGACACCGUCGCCGACGUCUACCUAGGCGAUCAGCAUGUCGGCUCGACGCACAACCAGCACCGCUCCCACGUCUUUGACGUCACAGAGUGUGUGCACGCUCUCUCCGACCACAUCACCUCCCCGCACCGCAACCUCACCAUCCGCUUCUCCAACCCCAACGCCUAUGCAGCGGGCAAGGCGCGAGCAGGCCGUCACUAUUCAGACCAGCGCGAGGCGCCCACGACGUCGAGAUCGUCGCGCUACCAGUACCCCAACCGCAUGUUCAUCCGCAAGCAGCAGAGCGACUUUGGCUGGGACUGGGGGCCCGCGCUCGUGCCUUGUGGCCCGCACCAGCCGGCCUACCUGAUCGGCCUCGGCCGACGAGCAGAGGUCCAUGGAGCGCAGCCAGCUGCGUUGCCGGUUGCCAAACGACACGCCUCCGACGACUUUUUCGUCCAGCGCCACUCGUUCGACAUCUACCGCAAGGGCCAGCGCAACAACCUGGCGCCGGAUCAGGACGCCAACUGGAUCGUCAAUGUCACGCUCAGCAUCCUCUCGAGCUGGCACGCCGACGUGCCCAAGAUCCGCCUGGCCAUCCCGGAGCUGGACCUGUACACGUUUGACGUGCUCCUCUCCUCGCCCGUGCGGCCCGGACUCAACGAGGGGCUCCACGCAACGUUCGAGCUGCCUUCGUCGGGUCACUACGCCCCGGCGCUCUGGUGGCCCGUUGGGCACGGCGAGGCCAAGCUGUACGACGCGCUGAUCCGCUCCGACGAGCUGGGAAUCGAGCUGAGCACUCGCGUCGGCUUUCGCACCGCCGUCCUCAGCCAGGCGGCGGUGACUGCUCAGGAGGUGCGCGACGGCGCGCAGCCAGGCUCGCGCUUCCAGGUCGAGAUCAACGGCGUCGCCAUCUACGUGCAGGGGACCAACGUGGUCCCCUUUGACACGCUGGGUCCGCGCACCUCGCCGCGCUACGUGCGCUGGCUGCUCGAGAGCGUGCUGGCCGCGCACCAGAACCUGAUCCGGAUCUGGGGCGGCGGGAGCUACUCGAGCGCGGAGCUCCUCUCGCUGUGCGACGAGCUCGGUUUGCUCGUCUGGACCGAUGCCAUGUUCGCCGCCUCCCUCUACCCGGCCGACGCUACGUUCCUCGCCGACGUCGAGGCCGAGGUGGCCGAAGCGGUGCCGCUCCUAUCUUCGCACCCUUGUGUCGUCGCGCUCGUGGGCAACAACGAGGGCGAGCUCUACUUUCUCGGCGGCUACGGCCACCGCGAUGACGACGCGGCGCUGCAGGUCGAGUACGACCGGCUGUUCAACGUCGUGGUGCGCGAUGCCGUGCUGUCGCGCAGCCGGUCGCUCUCCUACAUCCCGUGCUCGACGACGACGGGCUACCUGGCCCUGUACCCGGACUACGUGCCGCGAUACACGCGCGGCGUCGGGGGUGAGCUGUACGGCACGGGCGAGAACUACAACUACGACAUGCGGCAGAGCUUCAACGUCUCGACCUACCCGCGCAGCCGGUUCGUCGUCGAGUUUGGCAUGAUGUCGAUGCCGUCGAUCUACACCUGGGAUCGGGUGCUGGUUGAUCUCCACGAAGGCGACGGGGAUGGUCGGGGGGACAGGGGGGAGAGGUACGAGUUCAACGGUACGCAGGUGCAGAACCAUAACAAGCACAUGCCUGCCGGGAGCCUCGAGUACCCCUGGAACGCGACAGAGGGACAGGGUGAGAUGACGUGGGGCGUCCAGACCAACUUCCCCGUCCCUCUCCCUCGUCGUCGUCGUCGUCGUAACGGGGCGGAGAUGGACGCGCAUGAAGAUGAGGUGGGUGCGAAGAGGGAGCUGCUGGCGCAGUGGUCGUACACGACCCAGUGCUUCCAGGCUCUCUACGUCGGUGCCCAGAUACUCUACUACCGUCUCGGUGCGACGAGGGCGGAGCGGAAUCGCGGCCUCGUCGUUUGGCAGCUCAAUGAUGUGUGGGAGGGAUCGAGCUGGUCGAGCAUCGAAUAUGGAGGAAGGUGGAAGAUGAUGCAUUACGCCUCUGCACGUACCCAAGAUCGCAUCGUCGCAGCGCCGCUCUACGAUUCGGACACGGAGAGGCUGCAAGUCUACAUCCUCGUACGUCGUCCCAUCUCGUUGGACGAUACGGAUGCGAACGCGACGCGGCAGCACCAUCCUGACCCGUCGCACCGCUUUCCUCGCCUGCCACCAGUCCGACUUCACCGACGUCGCCGGCGGGGGACGGAUCGGGGUCGACGUCGGUUGGACGUGGUACGACUUUGA
This is a messenger RNA of Pseudozyma flocculosa PF-1, 2685 nucleotides long. RefSeq lists its product as uncharacterized. NCBI's taxonomy places the organism in Eukaryota, Fungi, Basidiomycota, Ustilaginomycetes, Ustilaginales, Ustilaginaceae. The transcript has 3 exons. Gene Ontology annotation, biological process: glycoprotein catabolic process. The coding region runs from base 1 to 2685 and encodes 894 amino acids. Gene Ontology annotation, molecular function: beta-mannosidase activity. The record is from RefSeq and is a predicted model, not a curated record.